AUUUUAUAGUAGGAUAACAUUCAACUCGUCAAUUUGAAAAAAAAAUCUUUGCAACAGAGAUAAUGCAAGGACAUUUUAAGGAUUUAUCUCGCUUCAAAACCGAAAGCUAAGAAUAUUCUAAUGCCAACCGUAAACCAUAGUAGUUAGACGGGAUUAUUUAGCGGUAUUUUAGCGUCGGUGGAUUUUUGAUUUUCGGAGUAGCGGCAGUAGUGAAAGUUUUUGUUUUCGUUUGACUUAACUGGGAGUUCGGUGGGUAACAUUUCGGAAAGGAUAACAACGGCUAGAAGAUUUUCUGGGGUGGUGUUUUUUUAGUGCAAAGUGAAAAAUGGUUUAUACUAUAUCUGAUAAAGUGGAUAAAAAUGAUGAUCAGAUCCAGCCGCCGGACAUGGAUUCCAAAUUCCAAAGAGUAAAAGCCGAAGAAGAUGACUCCAGGCCAGUAUACGGACCGAACGAACAAUGGAGAAUAUGGAAAAAUGUAUUGGUUAUUGGUUUCGCUUUCAUGAUCCAUUUUACGGCCUUUUGGGGCGCCUCCAAUUUGCAAAGUUCGAUUAACUCCGAAGCCGCCUUGGGUACUUUCACUUUGGCAGCCAUUUAUGGAUCGCUUAUAUUGUCCAAUAUAUUUUUGCCAGUCAUUGUUAUCAGAUGGUUAGGUGCCAAAUGGACGAUAUCCUUGGCGUUUGUGGCGUACAUGCCGUUCAUCAUGGCUCAGUUUUAUCCAAAGUUUUACACCAUGAUUCCAGCUGGUUUAGCAGUAGGAUUCGGAGGAGGCCCAUUAUGGUGCGCAAAGUGUACCUUCCUCACCAUAUUAUCUGAAGCUUACUCACAAGUGACUGGUAUCGGAGCCGAUAUCGUUGUUACAAGAUUUUUUGGAGUGUUCUUCAUGUUUUAUCAAUUUUCACAAGUUUGGGGGAAUCUUAUUAGUUCAGCGGUUCUGUCUUCUGGAAAUGAGGCAGUAGAAACUAUGAGUAAUAGCAGCAUAAACAACGUAACACAAAUCUUCAACGAAGUAGUUAAUAUUUCAACACAAACUAGGGAUUCAGGCGAUAUUUGUGGUGCUAACUUUUGUCCAGGAACAGCACUGGAAGCCAUUCCUAAUUUGACUCCUCCAACACCUUCUAAAAUCAACACCAUCGCUGGAAUUUAUUUGGUGUGCAUGGUUGCAGCUAGCUUGAUUGUUGCUGUUGGAGUAGAUUCAGUUAAAAGGUACGACAACGGCAGAAAAGGUAGCGGAAGCGGCAUGUCAGGAUUCAGGCUGUUGGCGGUAACCCUAAAGCAACUGGCAAAUCCUUACCAAAUACUAAUUUUGCCAAUCACCAUGUUUAUAGGCGCAGAACAAGCAUUUAUAGCAGCCGAUUUUAAUUCAGCAUUCGUCUCCUGUGGAUGGGGUAUUAGCAAUAUUGGAUUCGUCAUGAUCUGCUUCGGAGUCUGCAAUGGAGUUGCCGCCAUCUUUAUCGGAAGUAUUAUCAAAAUCACUGGCAGAACUCCAGUGAUUUGCUUAGCAUUGUCAUUGCACGUAGCCUUAAUCGUGACCCUUUUAGUAUGGAGACCAAGUCUUGAUGCUAAAUUGACGUUUUUCAUUAUCGCUGGUUUAUGGGGAUUCUGUGACGCUAUUUGGCUGGUACAGAUUAAUUCACUCUAUGGUAUUCUUUUUCCUGGUAAAGAAGAAGCAUCCUACAGCAAUUUCCGACUUUGGGAAUCAACAGGAUCGGUCAUUACAUACGCAUACAGUCCCUAUUUGUGCAUAGAUGUAAAAUUGUAUUUGCUGCUCGGACUUCUUAUUUUAGGAGCGAGUGGAUAUACCAUGGUCGAAUUUAUCGAAUGGAAGGGCAAAAAUGAAGGAUUGACUAAAAAAGGCGAAUUUAGGUUAGUGAAGACUGCAGAAAAGUCUGGAGAAGUUGCAGAAUGAUUACGUUACAUUUUGAAAUGAAUGUAUUUAUUUUCCAUGGAGUAUUAAAUUCGGCAAAUAGGCAAUUUUAUCAAAAAUACUUUAGAAAUGAAAUUUUACGUCAGGCUAGGCAAUUAAAACAUUUGAGGAGGAAGAAAGAAACUUAGGUUAAAUGGCGUCUACUGCAUAGAGUUUUCUGAGAGGUCGGUUUACGAAUUAAAAACGCAGUUAAAAUCUUCAUUUAACGGUGUAGUCAAGACUAUAUUUGAGAAAAAAGCCUUCCGUUGAAGCAAAUCGUGUUACUUUUUAGCUAAUGGUUUUUCCUAGCUAAUUUGACCCCGCUGAAUCCAAAAAUGCCUGUUUCCAAUUCGAAAUCGCGACCGGAAGUGAGAUAUUCAAGAUGGCGGCUGUUAUACCGCUGGCUAUUUCCGUGUUGUUCUUGAACUUUGUGGUCUUGUGGAUCUUGAAUUGAAAUUUGAUAUGUGUGGAUUAGUUGAUGUGACUUGCACACAUUGCAGUUGGGGCUUAAGAGGUAAUUAGAUGAAUUUAUAAAUAUAUGAUAGUAAUUCGGUCUCUAAUAUAAUCUUAUAGUACCUACUCUAGAGGAACGAAAAUAUGUUUGAAACCACGCCAAAACACAUUCCGAAUAAUAUAGUUAUUUACCUAACAAAUGCGGAAAGUGAUACUUUACCGCACGCAACGGCAGUUUCACGUCCUUCGGUCAAUCCGAUAAGGGCGGUAAAGGCACUUUCUCGCCCACAUGUGUUAGGUACAAAAUUUUACCUAUGAGUAUCUACAUCUUCAAAAAAUGGCAAUAUUGAAAUUUCUGAAAGAACUUUACCACACGCUAUGUGGUAAAGGAAUUUUACCGCACACUUUGCAGUCUACCUUAUAGCUGACUAUGAGGUAAAGUUACACUCGUAGGUGAAAUAAUUUUUUGCUGUUUUCAAAUUUGACGUUUAGUACACACAGUAUUCCAAAAUAUUUGAAACAGCAAAUUGAAUUAGAAACGUGUGUUAAAAUGUUUGAAAACUAAAAAUAAUAUUUCAUCCUAUUCUGACGUAUUGAGAAUAGAUUAACCCAAAACGGAUCCCGAAGAAAAUAUAUCGGGUCUUCAAAAAAAAAACCAAUCGAAGAUUGCUUUGAUUACGAAAACGUACGUCGCAUUAUUGUUUCUUUAUUGGUCAGGUUUUUUGACAUUAAAGUUCAUUGACAAAAUUGAAGGAAAAUUAUGCUAAGACAUACGUUCAAAAAACCAUAGCAAUCUUUGAUUGGUUUUUUUUUUGAAGACCCGAUACCAAUGCUAAUAUUAAAACCAAAAAAAUCACAAACUGAUAAAGAACCUAAACAUGAUCUUCAAAAAGAAAUUAAUUCACUGGAAUUAAAUGUUUCAGUUAAUAAAAUUCAUGAUAUUAAAGAAGUUGGAAUUGUUAUUGAAUCAAAUUCUAUAGAGAGUAUUUAAAAAAUCAGAAAAUUAAGCGAAAAAAAAAUUAAAUGGGAAAUAUAAAGUGGGUGGUGGCCGAAAUUAGGGUCCUUCUGCACAAUUAUUAUAAGUAAAAGUUGCAGAAAAAUAUCUUCUUUAUAAUCAGUAUGUUAAUCAGUUCCAUGUUAGCCUAUCUGUAUCUGUAUUCAUCAAUAACUUCCAGGAAAAUAUUCAGCCAUUCUGCAAUCAAUGCAUUCUUUAGUUGAUUGUCGUUAGGUGUUAGAACUUUAGCCUACUUCUUUUAGAUGCUACAGAUAACUGAUAAGCGAAUAUCAUCACAAUUUCAAUUGCUACUUUUUCUAGAUACUAAUUUGAAUUUACACGAUGAGGGAAUCAACUCUGUGUGACUGUUGAAGUCGAUUUCUUCCCAAAACAUUACAUAGCUGUCACCAUCGAUCAGGAGAUUUGAAGUUAACAUACAUAUUUUGGAUUAUCUACCCUUGUAAUUUAUCGUUUAUAGAGUGUGAGUCCGAAAUAAGUGCGUGUUUUGUUAUGAUAAAUAGAAUACAGUAGGACAAUCACUUUUUGCAUAGGUACAUAUGUCCGCGAACGUCUCGUUAAGAAAAUACGGAGCGUUGAAAUUUUCGGAAAAUUUUGACUUUUUACUUUAAGAUUCAAAAUGCGAUUUUGUUCAAAUUUUCAGAGAUUGUUUGCAAUAUUCUCAAGCAUCUUUCUAAAAAAUCCGUUUGAGUUCCACAACUUUAAUAGACCAUAUUGUGACAAACUCCAAUCAAACGAUCAACAUCUAUUUUAAAACAUGUCAGAUAAGCGAUUACAAACUUGAAAUAAUUCACAUUUCAGAUAAAAAUAUUAUUGAACCAAAAUACAGAACCUACUAGCAUUAGGUUUGAUAUCUACUAAUAAUCUAAAAAUGAAGCUUUCAUAUGUGGAUUAUAAAAAGAUGGAAUAUACUGAUCCAAAUAAUAUAUUUUAUGAUAAAAUUUCAAACGCAUUUGAGAAAACAGCUUCAACAAAAAAUUCUAAAUUGAAAUCAGAGUCGAAACCAUGGUUAAACCGAAAUUUAGCAAAUGUUACUCAUACCCAUCAACCAAGAUAACCUGAUAACGAAAAAUGAAGUGAGAAGGCGAUUCAAAUGUCUGAAUUCUAGUACCAAUGUGUACUUUUGGCCCUAAAAAACAUAUAAUUUGACGACCUAAUCACGUUAAUAGGUCUUAGAAGGCGAAAAAACAGUUAAUUUCAGAUUUUUGACGGCUAUCUUGAAUAUCUCACUUCCGGUCGCGAUUUCGAUUUGGUAACAGGCAUUUUUGGAUUCUGUGGGGUCAAAUUACCUCAGAAAUACCUUCACCUCAAAAUUAACACGAUUUGCUUCUAGAACCUAUUUUUUUCAGUUUAUAGUCCUGUCUAGUGUAGAAAAUGCGUAAACCGACAGCAGAAGUCCUGUCCCUCAAAUCAUAGGAAAAUAAAAUAAUGGGAGGAAGUUUUUGAUUUAUUUUAGUGUAACUAUAUAGGUAUGUAAGUUUAUUUUCUCAGAAUCGGUAACUACCAUUUUAUAUUGUGAAUUUUUUUUUCAUAUUUUUUACCAUUACAUGGUUAAUUUAGAAUUACUGAGUAGUCAUUGCAUUAUGCAUAGUGGGAUGAGUUUUACUGUUAUGUGUCGAAAUAAGCAUUUUUUAUGCCUAUGUAUUAAUAGAAUAUAUUUUAUUAUUGAGGAAAUAAUAUCUUUAGAAAUAGUUUUUGUUAUUAAUAACAAAUCUGUGAUGAGUAAAUUUUGUAAAUAACGCUAAGAGAUGUAGGGUUUUUAGAAAUAAAAUGUGAUUAUCAAUUUUAAUUUAGGAUUGUUUAAUUAAAAAAAAAAAAAGAGACAAGCAAAUUGAAGAAAAAGGGUUUAAAAUAUAAAAACAAAGAAAAUACAAUGCAAUGUGUGCUUAAGACAACACGACAGAAGUAAAAACUUCAAAAACCAAAAGAACGAUUAAAACCGAAAACGUAGGUUAACCAUUCAACCACUUAACCACCUGAUGACGCCACUACCGCCACUGCGAAAAGCCUAAAAUUUGUGCGUAGAAUCAGAAAUUCGUAUACAGAGUGGUUCCGUUUUCGACCUGGGACAGACCUUAUAUUGAACAUCUCCAGAUUACAAUUUUUUAAAUUCUAGUUACAUGGCUUUUGAAAAUUUGCAUCUACAAAACACGUUUUGUCUUCCUUGUGCGCAUGCAGCAGC
Messenger RNA from Ceutorhynchus assimilis (cabbage seed weevil), 5550 nucleotides. NCBI's taxonomy places the organism in Eukaryota, Metazoa, Arthropoda, Insecta, Coleoptera, Curculionidae. The record is from the annotation of a GenBank genome assembly.